UCUAUCUGGAGCGGAGCUAGCUAGGGGGUUAUGGUGGUUUGGAGGUACCGGGGGGAUCGAUGGCGAUGGGUUUGGCUCCGCUGCUUCACUGCACUUGCUAAUUAUAGCUAGUUGCUUGCACGCGCAGAGGUUUUCUAGCUGCUUGCUGCGCCGAUUCCUCUCCUGCUUCGAUUCUUGUGUGGGUAUUUCUAGUGGGGUUUCACUGCUUGCUUGAGGCUUCUUCCCUUCUCUACUCUUUGUCUGGGGGCUCCUCGAUUUGGUGUAGCCAAUCUGCACAAGGAGGUGCACAAAGAGAGUGUCAGUUUGGUCCUGAUUCCCAGUUUGCAUAGCGGCUUCAUUAAUUGGUUAUAAAAGGCUGAGUUGUGGUUGCCGAAAAGAGUACUUGCGUUAGGCGCCAUCCUUAUCAAUGGAUGCGCCUGCGUUGUGUAGUACCAGUAAUUCUGUCGAGACAGAGGAGAAGCACUCCUCAGUGCCACUAGUGAUGUUGUUGGGACAGAGGAGAGGCACUUCUCUUUCUCUGUAUGCUAUUCUUGCAAUACUUUUACCAAUUUUGACUUCCGGGACGGCGUAAUUGGCUUACUUAAUUAGAUAGAUGUUCUAUGUACCUAUCAGUGUUAAAUGGCUUCACUGGUGGGUUGCUCUCACAGUUGUGGAUCGGUGCAAUGCUAGUGGACGGCCACCCACUUGGUUUCUGGAAGAAGGUAGCAUCUGGUGGCUAAUUUUGUAUUAUCUGUCUUUUGGAAGGAAAUAUAGUACAUUUGGCUAACGAUAUAGCCUUUUGGAGCAAGUGGUGGGUGCACUGGGGAUAGAACUGAGCAAACACCUCAAUAUACCCUGUGGUUGCUUUUUUAGUUAUGUGUCGCUAUCUGCAUCAAAAGUGAAGGACAUUGCAGCUGGCACAAGUAGAAAUUGUUAAUCCUGCCCAGUGGAUUAGGUAACCGGAACUGCAGAUUUGUAGAAACGAAAUGAUACUGAGAUGUUUACUUGAUUUGUCGAAAGGAUUGCAAAGUUGAAUUGAUACACAUUUCUGAUUCUUUUACCCAAAUAGCACCUAUACUGUAUGAAUUGAUAUAAAUAUGCACCACUAAUGUUGCAUUUACUUCUAAUUUCCGGGGAAUCUUGUGUAUCGUUGAUUACUGGUAAAAAGUGAGAGCAUCUAUUUAUGGACCAUAAAACAUGGCUUUGGAGAAAGAAGGCAUCAGAAAGGACAGUUUUAGUAAAGAAUAAACCAAAUAUAUCAGAUAAGGAACAGGAGGAGAAGAUUGCACGGCUAGAGAGAUCACUGCAAGGCUUAAAUGAACAACUUUCAUUUGCUCAUGCUGAAUGCUUCGAGAAGGAUGCUAUUUUAUCCAAGCAAGCAAAAGUAGCUGAAGAAGCCAUACUAGGCUGGGAGAAAGCAGAGGCUGAAGCUAUAGCUAUCAAGACAGAACUUGAUGAUACUCUACAUCAGAAAGCCAUGGUUGAGCAAAGGAUUUGUCAGCUUGAUGAGGCUCUAAAUGUUGCAGCGGAAGAGAGGGAGUUGUUGAUAAAGGAUACUGCUCAAAUAAUUUCUUGUGAGAAGGAUAAAGUUUGGAAUCUAGAACAAAAUGUCGCGGAGAAAGAGAACAUAAUUGCUAGCUUGGACGAUGAGUACAGCAGACUAUCUGAAAUCCUCUCAGCAAAAGAGAAAAUCAUCUUAGAUCUAACUGAAUCAAAUGCAGUGAAAGAGUCGGACUUGAAGGACCUUGCAGUAAAACUAGAGUCAACAGAGAGAUCAAAUUCUUCUCUUAGAUAUGAGGUUUGCAUGCUGCAGAAGCAACUUGAUAUUCGUAGUGAGGAAAGGAAGUGUAACCUCAAAUCUGCUGAUGCUUCACACAAACAACAUCUUGAAAAUGUAAGGAAGAUUACUAAGCUAGAAGAAGAAUGCAAGAGAUUGCGCUCAAUGGUACGUAAAAGGCUACCAGGACCAGCUGCCAUUGCUAGAAUGAGAAGUGAAGUUGAAACACUGAGCAGCAGUACAACACACAUAAGGACGGGAAAGUUGAAUUCUUCGCCAUCCUUCAAUUCAUAUGAUCAGACACAGAACACUUCCAAUGCAUCACAUGUAAGUCCUUCAUUGCUUGCAAGGCUACACGUGACGGAAGAUGAAAAUAAGGCCAUGCAGGAAUCUCUUUCUAGAAAGGAUGGUGAACUUCAGCAUUCCCGUACCAUGCUUGCUCGCACAACCUCUAAACUUUCCCAAGUUGAAGCUCAACUCGAAGACUUAUCAGGUGAUCGAGCUACCACAGAACUGGCAAAAAGGAGUCCUACAGUGGUUGAAAAUCCUCUUUCAUCUAUCUCCGAGGGUGGUCGCAAUGAAGAUAAUGUCAGCUGUUCUGGUUCAUGGGCAUCAGCCUUGAUUUCUGAACUUGAACAUUUCAAGAAGGGGAAGCUGACUACACCUUCUUGUAAGAGCACAAGAAUGUCAGACUUAAGUUUCAUGGAUGACUUUGAAGAAAUAGAAAGGCUAGCGAUGGUAUGUGAUGAUAAGCCUUCAAAAUCAUAUGAUGUAAAGAGAGAGGCAGCAGAAUCAGCAGGUAAAGAGCUGGUUCCAGUUGAUGGUCUCAGUGAAACAGCUAAUCAAGUUCACCCGCACAAGACUGAGAAGGGACUCCUGAAGUUAAUUGAACUUGUCGAGGGAGUUAUCCAGAGAUCGUCAAAAGAUUACAGUAGCAACCUUGUGCAAUCUGGUGGCAACAUGGGUGAUCAAUCUACGCUGAUAACUGGUUAUUUCGCUCAUGCAUUCUUAUGGAAAACAUCAGAACUCACAUGUGUACUGCGACACUUCAUUGUUGUAUGCAAUGAGCUUCUGUAUGGGAAUACUGAUGUCGAAAGAUUUGUUCUUGAAGUGAGCCUCACACUAGAUUGGAUACUGAACCACUGCUUUUCACUGCAAGAUGUAUCAGAGAUGAGGGAAACUAUCAUAAAGCAUUUGCAUUUAGAUAGCACUGAUGUGCAUGAAGCUGUUGCAGCCAAACAAAUAGGAGUCCAAGCCACAAAUGGCAUAGAUGAACCCGGCACUCCAAACAGCGUGCAGAUGUCACUAGUUUCUCAAUCAAGCCCCAUGGAUAUUGGACUUAAAGCUGAUAAUGACACAGACAGUAUAAGGAAUGGAGUCUCAUUCUUCCAUGCACCGGAAGUAAAAUCUUCAAGUUUGCGAGCAGAACUUAAUGCAUUGAAAGAAACAGGAAAUCUGGUAACACAUGGUGUUGAUGGUAAAUCAACAGUGAGUGAACUUGACAAACACAAAUCCAUCGCUAACUCUGAGGUAAACAAGGGCAAUCUACAGGGAAGCAGUCACUCUACUGAAGAAGACCCAAAAUGUGUUUCUGGGAAUAAAGAUAAAAAUCUACAAGCGCAGCUGGAGAUCUCGACAGCAUCAGAGAAGCUCAUUGAGUGUCAGGAGACAAUCCUAAACCUGGGAAAGCAACUGAAAGCACUUGCAUCGCCAAAGGAUGCCACCUCGGUUCGUCCAGAGCGAAAACCUCGGUCCAAGUCACUGAAUGAGAUGCUAGCCGUCGACGACGGGGGAUUUGAUGACCUCAGCUCCCCGAAGACCAAGGAGAUUAUAUGCUCAGAAAUAAGGCCACCACAUGAAAGAAAAUUUUCGGCCGACGGGGGAGGUGACGAUUCAGAAUCGUGUUAUUCUCACCCAACACCGGUGGCUCCACCCGCCAAGCCUUCCGUUGUGAGCGGAAGCUGCAAGAAAGAAGCCGCCGCCAAGGCCGUAUCACUAGCCGUUGUCCCAAGCAAGCAGAAGGGGAACCCCAACUUGCUCAAGAGGAUCCUGACAGGAAGGAGGAGGGAUGCCAUAAUCAAACCAAAGGUGGUCCUGAGUGCUUAGCUGACAGAGACCAAGGGUAACUCUAUCCAUGAUAAAUUCCAUUUCCAUGUGUAAAUUAAGCGUGUAUCAGUUACCUGUUGAGCUGUGUUUCUUGUCAGGUUUAGGAAGAACCAUGGAGUGUGGAUGCCGUGUAUGUAUUACAAGUAUUAGUGUGCUUUGUAGCGUUGUGGCCAGCAUUACCCUGUUCCUUAGGUGUAUGAACUUGUGUUUGCUCUUGGAUGUGGCUAAUUUGUGAGUAGCAUGCUAUUAUGUGCAUCCUUUUGAGGAA
Triticum aestivum (bread wheat) is the source of this 4130-nucleotide messenger RNA. RefSeq names its product filament-like plant protein 7. Bases 1163 to 3862 code for a protein of 899 amino acids. NCBI's taxonomy places the organism in Eukaryota, Viridiplantae, Streptophyta, Magnoliopsida, Poales, Poaceae. The record is from RefSeq and is a predicted model, not a curated record. The transcript is spliced from 4 exons.